GGGAGAAAGAAGAUGAAGAUGGGAGGUGAAAUUGAAAGGUUCAUGAAAGUAUGGAUUUCAACCAUCAUAUCUCUAAGUUAUUGCUAUUACAUAGUUUCUAGAAUACCAAAAGGUUUCUUGAGGCUUCUCUCCCUCCUUCCAAUUCUCUGUCUCUUCUUCAUGCUUCCAUUAUACCUCUCUUCACCUACCUUAGUUGGAACAAUUUCCUUCUUCCUUUGGCUUGCCACAUUCAAGCUUCUUCUUUUCUCCUUCAACCAAGGCCCUCUUGCAAUAUCACCCCAAAACAUUUUCCUCUUCAUCUCCAUAGCUUCCUUACCCAUCAUCCCAAAACAACACCCUCCAACCAAGCAAAACCACACCACCAACAAACCCAAAUGGCUUUUUCCUCUGAAACUGCUUCUUUUUGCAAUGAUAAUUCGUGCUUAUGACUACAAACAAAAUCUUCACCCUAAUCUCUUAUUGCCCAUUUAUUGCUGCCACGUUUACCUUUCCCUAGAACUUCUCUUAAUCUUCAUUGGAGCCAUGAUUCGAACUGUUCUUGGCUUUGAGAUAGAAUCACAGUUCAACGAACCCUACCUUUCCACUUCACUUCAAGACUUCUGGGGUCACAGAUGGAACCUCAUGGUGUCUCAUCUUCUACGUCCUACUGUAUACAAUCCUACACGCAGUAUGCUUUCAAGUUUUGUGAACAUCUCUUGUGCCACUUCGGCUGCCAUGUUAGUCACUUUUCUUGUAUCAGGACUCAUGCAUGAGUUAAUUUAUUAUUAUCUUACUCGUGUGACUCCAACGUGGGAAGUGACAUGUUUUUUUGUCCUUCAUGGUGUGUGCAUGGUGGUGGAGGUGGUUGCGAAAAAGGUGGCUAGCCACCGUGAGUGGCAGUUGCAUGGUGCGGUGUCAGGGCCCCUUGUGAUUUCAUUUUUAGCCAUCACUGCAAAUUGGUUGUUCUUUCCUCAAUUGCUGAGAAAUGGUAUGGAUACAAAGACUACUGAAGAGUAUGCUCUUUUGAUUAAGUUUUUUAAGUCGAAUUUAUCAUUACAAGUUUUAUGAUUCAAUAAAGAGUUAGACAUUUAUCUU
Messenger RNA from Vigna umbellata (rice bean), 1074 nucleotides. The record is from RefSeq and is a predicted model, not a curated record. NCBI's taxonomy places the organism in Eukaryota, Viridiplantae, Streptophyta, Magnoliopsida, Fabales, Fabaceae.